Pseudomassariella vexata is the source of this 276-nucleotide messenger RNA. RefSeq lists its product as uncharacterized. Lineage: Eukaryota; Fungi; Ascomycota; Sordariomycetes; Amphisphaeriales; Pseudomassariaceae. Bases 1 to 276 code for a protein of 91 amino acids. The transcript is spliced from 2 exons. The record is from RefSeq and is a predicted model, not a curated record.
AUGAUCAGCUCGGCAGCCCCCCGCGUCGCCCGUCAAGUCGUUGGCCGCAGACUCUUCUCCACCCGCACACCCCUGCGAGCUCACCACCCUUCCAUGACCCAGGAGCUGCAAUCUUUUUUCAAGUCUGAACCCCAUCAAUCCGCCAACUGGAGCAAGAUGGCCAAGACGCGCGCCGUCACCUUUGGCAUCUACGCGACUGGCAUGACCACCGUCCUUGGCUGGCCCUACGCCGCUGCAUGGGCUCUGGAUGGCAAAAUGGGCUCCGGGAUCUGGUAA